Messenger RNA from Diabrotica balteata, 3313 nucleotides. NCBI's taxonomy places the organism in Eukaryota, Metazoa, Arthropoda, Insecta, Coleoptera, Chrysomelidae. The record is from the annotation of a GenBank genome assembly.
ACACAACCCAGGAAACUUGUAACUUGUAAUAUCCGUUCAUAGUUCAAAAAAAUAUUACCUUUUAAAUGAUAUAAUCGUAGUUCUACCUUGGACUUGUAAUCAUAACUAGUAAAGAUGUGGAAUGGUUGUUGCGGAUGUUGUAGCGCUUUUAGACCGAGAUAUAAGAGGCUGGUUGACAAUAUAUUCCCAGUAUAUCCUCAAGAUGGACUGGUUAAGUCUAAUAUGGAAAAACUCACUUUUUAUUCACUCAGUUCUCCUGAAAAAUUGGACAGAAUUGGGGAAUACUUGUAUCAGAGGGCCGCCAGAGAUAUUUACAGGAGGAAAUACGGUUUUGUUGUUAUUGCAAUGGAAGCCAUGGACCAACUACUUUUGGCAUGCCAUGCACCGACGCUGAAUUUGUUUGUAGAAAGUUUUUUGAAAAUGGUUCAAAAAUUGUUGGAAUCUACAGAACCGGAGUUGCAAAUUUUAGCCACACAAUCGUUUGUGAAAUUCGCCAAUAUAGAAGAAGACACGCCGUCGUACCAUAGAAGAUAUGACUUUUUCGUUAGUAAAUUUUCAGCUAUGUGUCAUAGCGGCGAGAAAGAAGAAGUUCGAGAUAAAAUACGGACUGCUGGUAUCAAAGGAUUACAAGCUGUAGUUAGGAAAACGGUUUCUGAUGAUCUGGUGGAGAACAUUUGGGAACCUGUCCAUAUGGAUAAAAUCGUUCCGAGUCUUUUAUUUAACAUGCAGGAAUCAGGUUUCCACAAAAAGGAAACUGAAACUGUUGAUAUUGGUCCAGAAGAUACAUUGGAUCCGCCAAUGUUGGCAGAAACUUGCAUGAGAGAAUUGGUAGGAAGGGCUUCAUUUGGACAUAUUAGAGCUGUACUCAGACCAGUGUUUAGGCAUUUUGAUCUACAUAAACUGUGGGUACCCAAUCAGUUCGCCAUUCACACCUUUAGAAUAAUAAUGUUUUCAAUACAGGCACAAUACUCAUAUACCGUAGUGGAAACUCUAAUGGCACAUCUUGACGAUAACACAAAAUCUAGCCCAACCAUACGAACUAAUAUCGCUGGAGUUUUAUCCAAAAUUAUUGCUAUAGCAGCUGGUGAAAGCGUGGGUCCAUCAGUUCUAGAAAUAAUAAACUCUUUACUCAGUCACCUCAGGGAUUCUGUUAAAAACGAAGCUAGCCAAACUGAAGAAAAGCAAUACCAAGAAGCAUUAAUAAACGCCUUAGGAGAAUUCGCAAAUCACCUUCCAGAUUACCAGAAAAUUGAAAUCAUGAUGUUUAUCAUGAGCAAGAUUCCAUUCCCGUUAGUAGACAAUCAAACACCUGCUGAUAAUUUGUUACAAAGUAUAUUAUUGAAAAGUUUACUGAAGGUUGGUACAAAAUAUCAGACAAUUCAUCUAAAUACAACGUUUCCAGUUUCGUUUUUGGAGCCUUUGUUACGAAUGUCGUUAGCUCCAGAUCCUGAUAUGAGGCUGCUGGUACAAAAGAUUUUCCAUACUCUUAUUGAUAGGCAUCACAAUCUUGACAAGCUCUCUAAACCCACGGUAAAUGUCUCGGAUUUGAAUUUGGUAUUAGAAAAAUCCUCUAGACCAGAUUUGAUAUUCAUCAACAAACACGGACCUAUAAUCUAUGAUGCUCUCUACACUAGCCUGCAGAUGGAUACCAAUAGUCCCGAAAAUAUAGAAGCAGUGUAUACAACUUUGGCUCUUCUUUGUGUCGAAUUGGCGAGUACAGAAACCGUUAUAGACUUAUUACAAUUGACGAUUGGUAUCCAAAGCCUUGCUGUCAAUAGCACAUCAUUGUCGAAUGCUCAAAAAUUCAACCUCCACGCUAUAGUGAUCAGUAUGUUAGCGCUCAUACCGACGGUAGUUAGUAUACCAGCUCUGGCAGAUUACGCGUCGCAGAUUGUGGAACAGAGAAAACAAGAUGCACCACAUUUACUUCCUGACUUAUACUCACAUUAUUCGUCAAAUAGCGAAGUGGCUAAUAAAGUUCCCCAUUUAUUGGUUGAUCAGAUGGCUGUUUGUGAAUUCGUAAAAUCCAGUGGAAUAGAUCCCUCAAGACUCCAACAGACAUCACCAUAUGGAGCCGGAGGCCCAGGACUUAUUGCUGGUUCCCAAAGAAAUAGCUGGAUUGAAAAUGGUGCUAGAGGUAGUAUUGUCGAUAUGGCUGUUACCGAAGUAGAUAGUGCGGCUAGCUCUCCUGGAGUACAAAAGGGCUUGAGGAAGACGUCGUUUUUGUGCAGUACAACGCGCGAACGAACGUUGCCACGAUCAGUAUGCAAUACUUGGACAAGGUUACUCUGGCCAGCUAGUUCUCCGGACCUAAAUCCCAUCAAACAUCUCUGGGACAAUUGGAAAAAACGUAUUCAACCCCUAACACCUCCUCCUAACAACGCACAGGAGCUUAAGAAUCUGUUAGUGAGAGGGUGGAAUAACAUACCACAACAUAAACACACUGAAGAAGACUUAAACUUCGAAAGCAUGAAAAAGGUGUUGGCAGAACCGCCGGAAGUUAGAAAAGAAGCGGAAGCCGAAAGACGAAAAGCCUUAAGCCAUACUUUUAGAACUGCUACAUUCUCGGAAUUAGUCCGGAGGACUCAGCCAAAGCAUGAUGUUUUACAGAGUAAACUAAGCGAAAUCUUUAAAUCGCUGACUACGAACGAAAACCGAAGUCCCACAGAGGAAAAAAGAAAAGAUGUCCCUCACUACGAGCAGAACUUCCCCGAACUGUUCUAUUAUUAAGGAUUCGCUUUGGAGAUGAGUCUGCAAGAUUCUCAGGUGAUAUGGUAUUAAAGGCUCAAGAAUUACUUCUAUUCUUUAUAGAAUUUUGGCUUUUUAUUGUAAUGUGAGAAGUAUUUACACAGGUGUAUUAUUUGGGUUGAAAAUCUUCAAACUGAGGAUGACGUCUAGAAGAAGUGGAAGAUAAUCGUAAAAUUAGGCCUAUGUGAUUUUUAAUGUUCUAAUGCUUAUCAUGCUUUGGGGUUUUCUACUCAAAACUCACACUGUAUAGAAAAAUCGAUAUUAAUCUUUAUUCCUUUUAUCUACGUCAUGGAAUGCUCUAAUAUAAAGCCAAACUUUGAGAUGUAUGUGAAUUGUUUUUUAAGUAGUUCAGCGUUCAACUAUUUUAUUUUGCUAAUAAACAGACUGUUAUUCUAAGGAAAAAGAAAUCAGAUCACAUUGCUCCUACGCCAAACAUUAUUUACCGUAUGAAAUGUGGCAAAGAGAUUUUUCUGACGGUUAACUUACCAAUUAAUACCGCAAGGUCUGUAUAGACUAAAACAGGCUUCGCAGUAGAUUAUAGCCAUAACAAAAUUUAAAAAUCAAA